GGUAAAGUACCAUGGAAAUUGUAUAUAUACACACUAGCCGGCCUGCAACAACCAGACUACAACCACAGGUAGCCUUCUAGCCAUGGCAGCCAACGCCAAGCUUCUGCUGUUUCUGUGCCUCACCCUUGUGGGAUCUACUACCGCCGCCAGACUCCAGGUGUCUGGCACGAAUUUGGUUUACAAUGGCGAGAAGGUUUUCCUCAACGGAGUAAACUACGCGUGGAACAAUUACGGCUACGACUUUGGCAAUGGAGGAUACUCGGGCACGCUGGAGCAAUGGCUGAGGGAUAUUGGGGCCGCCGGUGGCAACUCUGUCCGUGUAUGGGUACACGUGGAGGGCUACAGUACUCCAGAAUUCAACAGCGAUGGAUACGUGGUCGGCUGUGACAGAACCGGGCAGUUUGAAGAUGAUGUGCUCAGGUUCCUGAACGCUGCAAAGGACAACAACAUUCUGGUGGUGUUGGUUUUGUGGAACGGAGCUUACCUCACCAACCAACCAGCUAUUAACUUGAUCUGGGAUGACUCUAAGCUUAACUCCUACAUCGACAACUGUCUCAACAGGCUGAUGCACAAGAUCAAGGGCCACCCUGCCUUGGGCGCCGUGGAGGCAGUGAAUGAGCCCGAGGGGUCCGUGAAGGUGGAGGGCAACUCCGAGUACUGCUACGACACCAGUAUCAUCGGCCAGAGCGGUGCCGGCUGGACAGGCAAGAACAUCCCUAUGGAGAGGUAUCUCCGCUUCAUCGGCCGCCAGAAUGAGGCUGUGCGCGCCGUUGACCCCGAAACACUUAUCACACUUGGCUCCUGGGGCCAGUUCGCGCAGAGUGACGCCUUUGGGAACACCCGGAAUCACUACAGGGACGAGUGUCUCAACAAGGCCGCCGGCGGGGGUAACGCGGGUCUCGACUUCUACCAGAUGCACACCUACGCCUGGGGCAGCUCCUGGAGUCCCAACGCCCCCUUCACGGUGGACGCUUGGAACUACAAUCUGGACAAGCCGAUAGUGAUUGGUGAGUAUGCCUCUGUCUGCGCCCAGAGCGGCGACAGCCUGCCGGGACUCUUCCGGUACGCCUAUGAGCACGGCUACAGCGGCGGCUGGAGCUGGCACUACUUGGCUUCCGGGGAGUGUUCUGACACCCGCCAGGCUCAGCUAGACGCCCUGGGCACGCUGGCUGGCCGCACUGAUCACGGCAAAGUGGACAUCGUUGUCGGAUAACUUGAAUAACUACCAUGGAUACCUUAAUUUUAUUCCUCCAGCCACCUCUCCUCUCCAUUGCCACCGACGCCUGGAACAUUUGGCUUGAUACGUUCAGCAUUUUGGGUGACAUACUGAAUGAUACUAAAAAUUAAGUUUAUGAAGUGAUGGUUGUGAGCUAGUUGGAAUAAAGUCAGCAUUGGAAA
Molecule: messenger RNA, 1398 nt
Organism: Scylla paramamosain (green mud crab)
Lineage: Eukaryota; Metazoa; Arthropoda; Malacostraca; Decapoda; Portunidae
Product: mannan endo-1,4-beta-mannosidase-like
Exons: 9
Coding region: 83-1213 (376 amino acids)
Source: RefSeq, a predicted model, not a curated record